UUUUACUCUGAUUUCGGACCACUUAACUUAGCACAAAUUUAUCGUUAUUGUUGCAGGCUAAAUAGAAAAUUAAAAUCUGUUGUGCUUAGUAAAAAGAAGAUAGUUCACUGUACCAGUACAGAUGCUAAAAAGAAAACGAAUUCUGCUUUUUUGAUGGGUUGUUAUCAAAUAAUUUUCUUGAAUCGGUCUCCAGAUGAUGCAUAUGAAUACAUUACUUCCGGCAACGUAGGGCCGUUUAUUCCCUUUAGGGAUGCUUCACUGGGCCCUUCUUGCUACCACCUUUCUUUAUUAAAUUGUUUGCAUGGAUUUAAAAAGGUACAUUUAAAUCUUUUUUAUGUUUCGAAUAUUGAAUCAUACUUCAUCUCCUUCGCUCUCAAAGCGGGAAUAUUUUGUUUUGACACUUUCGAUUUGCUUGAAUACGAAUAUUAUGAAAAAGUUGAAAAUGGAGAUCUAAGUUGGAUUAUACCUUCAAAGAUUUUGGCAUUUUGUGGCCCACAUUCACAGACGCGACUUGAAAAUGGCAAGUUUGCUAUCCUUUCCAUUCACCCGAGUCUUACUUUAAUUUCUUUUGCCAAUGUAACAACCGUAAUUAGAUUGAACAAAAGGAUUUACGAUUCAAAACGAUUCACGGAUGCUGGUUUCGAGCAUUGUGAUUUGUUUUUUAUUGACGGCAGUGUGCCACCGGAUAAUAUAAUGGAACGUUUUCUCGAAAUUUGUGAGGCAACAAAAGGCGCGAUAGCAAUUCACUGCAAAGGGUCACCCACUACCACUCGAUUUAAAUAUAAAACAUAUACUUCCCGCCCUGAUAAACAAUCAUUCUACAUGGAAUUCUUGGGUAAAGGCCUUCAUAUUUAUGCCUAG
Protopolystoma xenopodis is the source of this 861-nucleotide messenger RNA. The record is from the annotation of a GenBank genome assembly. NCBI's taxonomy places the organism in Eukaryota, Metazoa, Platyhelminthes, Monogenea, Polystomatidea, Polystomatidae.